This is a messenger RNA of Myotis daubentonii (Daubenton's bat), 3386 nucleotides long. RefSeq lists its product as uncharacterized. The record is from RefSeq and is a predicted model, not a curated record. NCBI's taxonomy places the organism in Eukaryota, Metazoa, Chordata, Mammalia, Chiroptera, Vespertilionidae. Bases 28 to 3222 code for a protein of 1064 amino acids. The transcript has 2 exons.
CCCCUCAUAGCUGUUCUCCUGGACUAUAUGUCCGACGCCCCCUCCCCUCCUUCACACCCUCUUCUACCCGAAGUAAACCCUGGGGUCUGGAAUAUUGAAACUCCCUCUGUGGCCAGGCAUCAUACACCAGCCCUUGUAAAACGGAAAAUUCCUCAUUCCUAUCCUAACCGCCCCCAGUUCCCCAUCUCUCCCACUCACCGGAUAGGACUUAGCCCCAUAAUCACCAAGCUAAAAACCCAGGGGCUCCUCAUUCCCAUCAACUCCCCCUGUAACUCCCCCAUCCUCCCAGUUAAAAAACCCAACGGGCAGUAUAGCCUGGUUCAGGACCUCCGCAUAAUCAAUUCGGCUAUAAUCCCUAUCUCUCCAGUCGUCCCCAACCCCUAUACCCUCCUCUCACAUAUACCUCCCUCUACUACCCAUUUCUCGGUCCUUGACCUCAAGGACGCCUUCUUCACUAUCCCCCUACACCCGGACUCCUAUUUCUUAUUUGCCUUUACCUGGGAGGACCCCCUUACCAACUCGGCCCAGCAACUGACCUGGACAGUCCUACCCCAGGGAUUUAGAGACAGUCCCCACCUCUUUGGCCAGGUUCUAGCAAAAGACCUCCGAAAAUGCCAACUGAGACCCUCAACUCUCCUACAAUAUGUAGAUGACCUUCUCCUGUGCUCACCUUCGCGUGACCAAUGUCUCAAAGAUACUACUACCCUUCUUAACUUUCUUUUUACUAAAGGGUACCGGGUCUCCAUCAAGAAGGCCCAAAUUGCUUCCCCCUCGGUCACGUACCUGGGAUUGUCAAUUACUCCCACCCAGCGGGCCAUUACUCCAGACAGAAUCCAGGCCCUCAAGGGGCUUCUCCCGCCCACUACGGCCGCAGAAAUACAGUCCUUCCUUGGCCUGGCGGGAUUCUUCAGACAAUGGAUCCCUAACUUUGCCCUCCUAGCCAGGCCGCUGUACCAAGCAGCCAAAGAGACAUCAGCAGGCCCACUUACCUCUCCGGAGGAAGUAAAAAGGGCCUUCAAUAAACUCCUAAAAACCCUCAUAGAGGCCCCGGCUCUGGCACUACCUAACCCUAACCGCCCUUUUUACUUAUACACUGAUGAAAGACAACAUCUGGCGGUAGGAGUCCUGGCCCAAUCGGUGGGAAAGACCCUGGUUCCAAUAGCCUACCUUUCCAAGCAGAUCGACCCCACGGUCAGAGGAUGGCAACCAUGCCUCCGUGCCCUGGCUGCGGCCGCCGAGCUGACCACUGAGGCUCUAAAAAUUAACCUUCACCAACCCCUAAAAGUCUUCUCUCCACAUCGCCUCUCGGAUCUCCUAUCACACCAGGCCUUGGCACACCUUGGACCCUCUCGGGUCCAACUCUUCCAUCUCCUCUUAGAAAACCCAACUAUUACUCUCGCUAGUUGUCCUGCUCUUAACCCUGCAACCCUCCUCCCUACUCCAGGAGAGGAGGGACCUUUUCAUUCCUGUCCAGAAGUCCUCGAGGCCUGUCGCUCCCCCAGGGCUGACCUCACAGAUCAUCCCUUACCAAAUCCACAGCACACCCUAUUUGUUGAUGGCAGCUCAACUAUAGACCCUUCCGGGAUCAGACGGGCGGCCUAUGCCAUAGUCUGUGACAAAACUGUCUUAGAGGCGGGACCCCUCCCUCCAGGAACUACCUCCCAACAAGCAGAGUUGGUAGCUCUGACCAGAGCUCUGACAUGGGCCAAAGGAAAGGAAGUCAACAUCUACACAGAUUCCAAGUAUUCCUUCCUUAUAGCCCAUUCCCACUGUAUGACAUGGAAGGAAAGGGGAUUCCUAACCACCAAAGGCACCCCAGUUUUAAACGGCCAGUUAAUUGCCAAACUUCUGGAGGCCAUCCAAUUGCCUUCCAAAAUAGCCAUCAUCCACUGCAGAGGCCACCAGCCACCCAAUACUCCGGUAGCCAUAGGAAAUGCCAUGGCUGAUCGCGCUGCCAGGUCAUUUACAACGACAGCCUCUCCCCAGCCCGUCCAGCAUGUCUGCUUUCUCUCUCGCACAUACAAACCCCAAUAUUCUAAAAGCGAGCUUAAUACCCAUCAAGACUCCCCUGACAUCCAGGUCAGGGACGGCUGGGCGUUUCAUAACGGGCUCUUACUCCUCCCGGGGUCACAAAAACACCAGAUAAUCUCAGAUAUCCAUAACUCCCUCCACAUAGGCCCGGCGGCCCUUCACCAUUUUCUCUCCCCUAUUUUUCAUCCCUCGGGGCUACGCAGUACCAUCGAUGAGGUCCACGCCUCCUGCUCAGUCUGUUCCCGCACAAACAGCCAGGGGGCCUGCCACGUCCGGCAGACGCUUCACCAAAUGCGAGGGCACCUGCCUGGACAAGACUGGCAGGUUGACUUCACACACAUGCCUAGACACAAAAAUCUAAAAUACCUCCUGACCAUGGUUGAUACUUUUUCAGGAUGGAUUGAGGCUUUCCCCUCGCCUUCAGAGACAGCGGAAGUGGUGUCCAGCCACCUCAUCAGGGACAUCAUUCCUAGUUUUGGCCUCCCUACGUCCCUCCAAUCGGAUAACGGACCUGCUUUCAUCUCUAAGGUCACAGAGGCCGUUUCUUCCUCUCUAGGAAUCUCCUGGAAACUUCACUCUGCCUAUCACCCUCAGUCAUCAGGUAAGGUAGAAAGGGCUAAUGGCCUAAUAAAGGAACAGUUAACUAAACUUAGCCUCGAGCUUCACCUCUCAUGGCCCGAGCUCCUCCCACGGGCCCUAGCCAGACUAAGAGCCUCCCCAAGGGGACCCUCACACCUCAGCCCCUUUGAACUCUUGUAUGGACGCCCCUUCCUGCUCUCCUCACCCCCACCUCCAUCUACAUCUCCACUGGCCUCCUAUCUUCCCUAUCUCUCUCUACUAAGAGACCUCCUUAGGGAACACGCCAACUCUGCCCUCCCUGAACCUACCCCGGGAGAUCAGGCCCCAAUCUCCCUCGCUCCGGGAGACCAGGUACUAAUCAAAUCUCUCUCCCCCAAACCACUCACUCCCCGGUGGGAGGGCCCAUACACUGUCAUCUUAACCACACCUUCGGCGGUUAAGGUCCUCAGCAUCACCUCCUGGAUUCACCGUUCCUGCCUGAAGAAACCCAGCUCGGCUCCCUCCCCCUACGAUGGCCACCCAACAGGAUGGAGGGCCACGCCUACCGGGCCUCUUACCCUGCGCUUCACUCGCAAUCCUGCUUCUCCACCUUCCCGGAGCCCCCAGCCAUAACACCCCGAAGGGCUUCUGGUCCUUUCAGAAUACAAGCCCUCACGAAUGCGAAGGUUGGAGAACUGUACCUAGCCCUCAACGCGGAGGCUCUCUCAACCGGCCCUCAUGCUGAAACACCCAUGUCUGCAAGUAAACAGCCCCAGCCUACACAUACAUGCAGAAAU